Messenger RNA from Diatraea saccharalis (sugarcane borer), 3344 nucleotides. NCBI's taxonomy places the organism in Eukaryota, Metazoa, Arthropoda, Insecta, Lepidoptera, Crambidae. The record is from the annotation of a GenBank genome assembly.
AGUACAAUUAAGUUAUGCUUCUGUAAAUAUUUAUUUAAUAAGCCGCGUAUUCAUAAAAUACAGAAAUGUACACGAUAUUAUAUUGUUUUGUACUGUGGACUGGUGUUAUAGCUAAAAAUAUGGCACCACCUUUGGUGACCACCUCGUUGGGGGAACUUCGGGGAACGUGGAGCAUCUCAACCAGGGGUAGGCCUUACGCUGAUUUCCAAGGUAUUCCUUAUGCGGUACCGCCCGUCGGCUCUUUGAGGUUUAAGGAACCCGAACCUGCUAGGCCAUGGACGGGCGUAAAGGACGCGAGCAAAUCAGGGUCAAUUUGUCUACAAUAUCAUGGAAUCACCAAGACUAUGAUGGGUUCCGAGGACUGUUUGUACAUGAACAUCUACACGCCGUUCCUGAAGCCAGAGCGACCUCUGCCUGUGUUAGUGUUCAUACAUAGCGGUGCAUAUUUAUUUGGCACCGGGAACAGAGUCGAUUUUGACCCUUCCCGGCUAAUGGAUUGGGACUUAAUAAUUGUAACCAUAAAUUACAGGCUGGGCGCUUUAGGAUUUCUGAGCACGGGUGACCAUGUUGUCCCCGGUAAUAAUGGCUUAAAGGAUCAGUCGCUUGCCCUCCAUUGGAUCAAAAAUAAUAUACAAGAAUUCGGUGGUGACAAGGACAGUAUCACGCUGUCGGGCUCCUCAGCAGGAUCCUCCAGUGUCCACUAUCACUGUCUCUCACAUAUGUCAAGAGAUACUUUUACACGAGCCUUUUUGAGUAGCGGCUCUGCCUUCAACCCCUGGGCAUAUACACAUAAACCAACGAAACACGCAAAAAAAUUGGCAACCCUUGCUAACUGUUCCACCACUUCAUCCCAAGAGAUGAUAGACUGUCUGACCAGCAAAUCCGGAGAAGAGAUAAUUAGAGCUCAAUCAGGAAUGUAUGAAUGGGCGGAUCACUUGUUUACACCGUUCGUACCAACGGCUGAGCCAUUGGACACCAAGAACGCAUUCCUGACCAAACAUCCUCUGGAAGUAUCGCGAUCUGGUGACGUGUAUAGGGUGCCUAUUAUCGUUACUUUCUGUGCCCAAGAAGGACUAUACCCUGCAGCUUAUUACACGAGGAAAGGAGUGUUGAACUACAUCGCAUCUAACUGGGAACAGGUUGCCAGUGAUAUGUUCAAAUACAACGAUACAAUACCCGAGAGCAAGAACACCCUAGUGGCAUCUAUGAUAAAAUAUUAUUACUUUGAAGAUAAGCCAAUUUCGGAAGAUACAUUCCCACAGCUAAUUCAGGCACUCAGUGAUCGUCUCUUCAUUAAUGGUAUUAAACUUAUGGCAGAAGAACACGUCAAAAGGACUAGAAAACCAACUUACCUUGCUCGGUAUAGUUUUCGUGGAAAUGGAAGCUUCAGCUUUCUCUUAUCGGGCAGCACGAAAAUUUAUGGUACAUCACAUGGGGAUGAUUUGAUCCACAUUCUGCCACUGUCCGAGAUGUAUGGAAAUGCCGAUGACGUCCGGUUGGGGAAUAUUUACACUAACAUCUUUUACACUUUUAUGACCUCAAACAUCCCUAAAGUACCUGGUGUGAAAUGGCUACCAGUUAAUCCAAAUGAUGCAGAAGUUAAUUACCUGGAGAUAUCCUCUCCAGACAAGAUAAAGAUGAAUAAAACCUCAGAUAUCGGACCCAUAACCUUCUGGAACAGUCUUCAUCUCGAUGGCGACGCUACCAAAUUCUCUAGAAUUUAAGAAGAAUACGUUGAAGAUUAAAGAAUAUACAUAGGAAUUGCCAGAUAUUUAUGUCAUUAUUUUAUAGUCAAAUUAUUUCAUUCCUAGACCUAGAUAAUAAUAAUAAUAAUAAAAAAAUUAUUUCUCUGUAUCCCAGUUACAAUUUUGUCUUAAAGUUAGGCAGUUAAGUAUAAAUAAGGAAAUAUAAAGAAAGAUGUUUACUCAUAUUAAUAAAAUACCUUGUGACAUAGGUAUUUGUUGUCUUUUGAACUGUAAAAAACAAUGUUAUUGACAGGUAGGUAAUAUUCGAUCAUAUUUAAGUAUGAGAAAAUUUUAAAUUUAUUUGACAAUAGCUAACAUAUGCUAUACUUUCUAAGAUUUACUCAAGUAAGUUAUGUAUAUGUAACUACUAGUACAAAUUAAAUAGACCCUUUGAAUAAAAUGAAUAAAGAACAUGUCAUUACGGCAUUUUACACUCAAUGGAGUGUUUAUUACGGUAUUUCAAAGAAAACCUAGUGAAAAAUAGCGUUCCUCCUGAGCUACAAAAUUAAGUCGGAAAUCAUAUUUAGUCCGGAAAGCGUGGCGCCACACGCAGUUGGACCUAAUGUAAUCAAUCAGUCACAUACUAAAGCCAAUAAUAUCCUUGUGCGGAUAGGUUUUGUAUAUGUACGGUACAAUGAAUGUCCUUUCAGAACCAAUAAAAUUCAUAAUAAUAAAUAAGUUCACAUUCAGAAAUCAAUCCUUCGAGCCGGAUCAUAUAUGUAUAUACGGAUCUCGUACACAAUAUAAAUAAAAAGAAGAGAAAGUCAGUUAAAUACUUAGUUUAUUACUUUAUUUAUUUAUUGCAUGUCACAAAGUACAAAGUUGUUAUAUAAGCAAAAAGCUUUCGUAAUUUUACAAUAAAAUAUAAAAACAACAAUGUCCAUUACUUUAGCAUCAGGAAAACAAUUAAAUUUUCUUUAUUAUUAAUCGUGAAAAACGAUCGUUCAUGAAUUCCUCAACGGUAUAAUAUGACUUUUUUAUUAGUAUUUCUUUAAGUUGUUUCACGAAUAUAUUAUUUUUCUUAAUGUACUUUGCAACCUCCAGAAUGUAUACAGACGAUUAUGUACUUUACAGCUUUGCCUUGAUAUUAAUUUGCUUUUAUAUUUAUUAGGAUACGGAGGAAUUUCUUUUGAUUUACGAGACUCGAGUCCGUCUCCCCCAUAGUAUGACGCAGUGCUGUUUUAUAAUCAGUAUUUGUUUUUAAAAUACCAAGCGCAUAAAUAUAUUGAGACAAUUUGGCCUAAAUUUUCUGAAUAUGAGCUUUCCAACUUAGAUUACAAUCGAUGGUAAUUCCCAGUAAUGUAACUUCAUUAACUUAUAAUUUUUUUCGUUUUCUAUGUAUUUGUCUAAUUGAAGGGAUGUUUUUUGGUAAGGUUUGAAUUGUACUAUUAAAAUUACAUUGAUAUUGAUGGUAAGCACUUAUUAUAUUAUAUGUAUUUAGUAUGGGACUCUAUGGAUAUUUAGUAUUGUAUUAUCAAAAUUAUGAUACCCUUUGAAUAAACACACGGACGUGGACGAUUCAUAACUUACCUAAAUCACAUUAAAAUAUUUAGAAUUGUAUUAUAAUAAAAUUUUCAGAACAAUAAAAUAAAUCGAUCC